This is a messenger RNA of Durio zibethinus, 856 nucleotides long. Its product is annotated as small ribosomal subunit protein eS26y-like. The record is from RefSeq and is a predicted model, not a curated record. Gene Ontology annotation, cellular component: ribosome; cytosolic small ribosomal subunit. Gene Ontology annotation, biological process: translation. Gene Ontology annotation, molecular function: mRNA binding; structural constituent of ribosome. NCBI's taxonomy places the organism in Eukaryota, Viridiplantae, Streptophyta, Magnoliopsida, Malvales, Malvaceae.
UUAAAACUUUCUAUUGAAAAUUUAGGGUUUCAGUAGACACAUUCCCCCAAAUAUAAAAGCACUUUUUUUUAAUCCAAAAACCUACACUUCCUCAUACAAGCGAAAACCCUAGUUAUUAGUCGGCAGAAGCAGAGAGCCUCCAAAAUCCACACUUUUUUCCCAAACCAUGACUUUCAAGCGUAGGAAUGGUGGCCGCAACAAGCAUGGCCGUGGCCAUGUCAAGUUCAUUCGCUGCUCUAACUGUGGCAAAUGCUGUCCCAAGGAUAAGUCAAUCAAGAGGUUUCUUGUGAGGAACAUUGUGGAGCAAGCCGCUGUAAGGGAUGUCCAGGAAGCCUGCGUCUAUGACACAUACACUCUGCCUAAGCUCUACGUGAAAAUGCAAUACUGUGUUUCAUGCGCGAUCCACUCGCACGUUGUGAGGGUCCGAUCCCGCACUGACAGGAGGAAGCGUGACCCACCCCAGCGCUUCAUCAGACGCAGGGAUGAUAUGCCAAAGCCUGGUCAACCAGGUCAAGCUGCACGUCCAGGUGUUGCCAAUCCUCCUCGUGCUUAAGGCCCUUGAAGUUUAAGAUGAAUUUCUAUUUUUUGAUUUUGCUUUAAAAUGGCUGCAUGAAGGCUUUGAUUGGUUAAAGUUUAAUAGGCAUUUGACACUUUUUUGUUAAUUUGGAAGCUAUGAAUGGUGGAGAAUACUAGUUGGAUUCUCAUAAUUUAUAUUUAGUUGCUUAUGGUUAUCCAAAUCACUUGCGGUUUGAGACAUUGCUUAUUAUUUUACAUAAAACUGUUUUUCCAAUGAAGUGUGGGUCGGUCACAGUCCCUUGUGUGAAAAUAUUUUGAUAUAGAAGUAAAGAUUCACUUA